Messenger RNA from Plasmopara halstedii, 204 nucleotides. RefSeq lists its product as uncharacterized. NCBI's taxonomy places the organism in Eukaryota, Oomycota, Peronosporomycetes, Peronosporales, Peronosporaceae. Bases 1 to 204 code for a protein of 67 amino acids. The record is from RefSeq and is a predicted model, not a curated record. The transcript is spliced from 2 exons.
AUGGAGCUGAAGCAAAAACUCUCAUACGCUGUACUUGCGUUAUUUAGCGAAUGUUCUCCCUUCUCGACUUCACAUCUCGAAAACAGUCUGGUUGAUCCUGACAUUGUGUGUUCAUCAACGCGGAAUCCGAGCGCAGCGAUUCUGCGCGCCGAUUUGCUUCUAGCAGAUCAGAUCGAUCAACACGACGGUUCGAACUGUAUAUAG